AUGAGCAAGGAUGAAUCAGUCGUAGAGAAAGCGUUGGAUUUGGGUUCAACCUACUUCAAAAGCGGUAAUUACUCCAAAGCAAAAGAUUUAUUUGUGAAGGCCAUCAAAGUCUCAUAUAGUUAUGAUAAAAGUGAACUUAAGAAAUUAAGACUCGAAGCCAACCUACCGCCUGUGGCAUUACAUGACCCAAAGAAGAUAUACCAUCCAAGGUUGCAUAAAUUGUAUGGAAAUCUAAGCGCCACAUACGAUAAAUUGCAAAAUUUAGAUAAAGCCAGUGACUGCUCACAAAGGAUGAUCAAUGUUGAUCCUUACAACCUUAAAGGUUAUAUAAUGAUGGGAAAGAUUCUACAAAAGCAAAAUAAAGAUAAGUUAGCCUAUAAAGCAUAUAAAAAUGGAUUAAAACAAGCGCACUAUGCAGUUGAAAAGUUUCAUUUGGAAAUUCCUAAACAUCUAUUCGACAUUGUUAACCGUCAAAAGGACUUGGUCAGGGCACGAUUGGUGUCAACUGGUCAAAUUAUUAAAGAAGAUCAGAACUCUGGUGAAUCGCCUAAAAAUGAAGAGGGUAUGCAGACCCCAGGCUAUAAAAGGGUAUUUAUUGAUCCAGUUGAAGAACAGUUGAAGAAAAGGAGGAAAGAAAAUGAGAAUAAAUUUGGAUCAAAUAUUAUAGUGAUCUCAGAUGAGCAAUCUGAUAAUGACAAUCUUGUUCCAAAAGAAUUGAAAUAUAUUGAUUUCGUGUCUGAACUACCGUUAGAGGUGUUGCCUUUGAUUUUUAGUCAUUUCAACACAAAGGAUAUUGUUAAAUUUUGUUUUGUAUCCACUAAUUGGAAUAAAAGAAUUAAGGCUUUAGUCGAUAUUUUCAAAUAUUUUGACCUUAACAAUAUCUCAUACCAACAAGCUGUGGCGUUUACUAAGUUCUAUGAACAGUUAUAUAAGCAAGUACUUGGAAAUAAAAGCAUAAGGUUGGUUGAUACAAUAAAAUUUUCUUCAAAGAUCAGAUCAGAUGAGUUGAGAAUUAUGAAAAUUUUGUUAAAAUAUAUAUUGAAGUCGACUCGACAAGUUAUACUAACGAUUCCAAAUACAGUGCUGCCUCAAAUCAAUGCAUUUAUAAACAAUUCACAUCACGUACAUGUUGAAGAACUAUCUUUAAUGGCAUCUUUUCAAAUAGAUAAGCCAUUUGAGCUGGAUCUCAUAGAAAAGUUUCCUAAUUUAAAAAAAUUGGAAUUCAUAAUUCCAAGCGCUAUAUCUCCCAUUGCUAAUUCGAACUAUGGUACAUAUCAAUUAAGCGAAGUGCACACCUAUCCUGCAUGUAUGGACACUUUAGAAUCUAUGAAAAUUAUCUGCGAUAAUGCCAAAGUUAAACAUCUACCUCUAUUUUCUAUUUUAAAAUUUUCUAAAAUACCUAAUUUACGAUAUCUAUGUGUAACAGGCGCUAAAUUCAAUGAUACGUCUGAUAGUCAGUUUGACUGGUUAGGUGAGUUUUCUAAUCUAGAGGAAAUAUGGAUGGAAAAUAAUGAGAAUGCUUCACUGUCAUCAUUUUUGAAGUCAUGUUGUAGGAUCAAAAUGUCAAGUAAUCUGAAGAAACUAACUUUUAGAGAAUAUAAAAUUAGCAGCAAAUUUGAAUUAAAUACGAUAAAUCCUAUUUUUGAGAACAAUUUCAGAAACUUAGAAAGUUUAGACAUCAUGGGUUCAUCAAUUUGUGGAAGGGCUGUAUUGGAUAUUGUAUCGGUUGUUAAGAAUAACUCAAUCUAUUCAUUAAAUAUUGGCGAAUGUCCAUAUAUUCAGUUUUCUGUACAUCUUGGGAGUCAAGAUGUUUCUUUAUUAUCAAUCCCAUACUUGUUGUCCAUGGUACCAAACUUGAAAGAGUUAUAUAUCCCCCAACUAGGUUCUUUAAACGACACCACGAUGCACAUAUUAACAAGUUAUACUUCAGAGUUACAGAAUUUGGUUAUAUGUGAUUUAUCAUUUAAUCCAUCUUUAACCGGUGCAGCAGUUUAUGAUUUUUUACAAAGUCUAAAAAAAGUUAGAAAGAGACCUCUAGAAAAUUUUGUAAUCAAUGGAUGCCCAGAAAUAUCCCAUAUUACAUCGCUGGCAUUAAAAUCUCAAAAUUUAGUUACUAACCUUGAAUGCAUAUACCAAAGGCCAGCAUGGAAACAAUUCGGAUUAAAUUCGUAUAGGUUUAAAACAUGA
Molecule: messenger RNA, 2187 nt
Organism: Tetrapisispora phaffii CBS 4417
Lineage: Eukaryota; Fungi; Ascomycota; Saccharomycetes; Saccharomycetales; Saccharomycetaceae
Gene: DIA2
Product: DNA-binding SCF ubiquitin ligase subunit DIA2
Exons: 1
Coding region: 1-2187 (728 amino acids)
Molecular function (GO): Hsp90 protein binding
Source: RefSeq, a predicted model, not a curated record